Messenger RNA from Gymnogyps californianus (California condor), 444 nucleotides. RefSeq names its product transthyretin. Gene Ontology annotation, biological process: purine nucleobase metabolic process. The coding region runs from base 1 to 444 and encodes 147 amino acids. Lineage: Eukaryota; Metazoa; Chordata; Aves; Accipitriformes; Cathartidae. The transcript has 4 exons. The record is from RefSeq and is a predicted model, not a curated record. Gene Ontology annotation, molecular function: thyroid hormone binding.
AUGGCCUUUCACUCUGUGCUCUUUGUUUCCUUAGCUGGACUGGUAUUUUUCUCUGAAGCUGUCUCCCAUGGCUCUGUUGAUUCCAAAUGCCCUCUCAUGGUGAAAGUGCUGGAUGCAGUCAGAGGAAGCCCUGCAGCUAACGUAGCUGUGAAAGUCUUUAAAAAGGCUGCAGAUGGAAGCUGGCAGCUCUUUGCUACUGGGAAAACCACAGAGUAUGGGGAGAUCCAUGAGCUCACAACAGAAGAACAGUUUGUAGAAGGAAUAUACAGGGUUGAGUUCGACACCAGCUCUUACUGGAAGGGACUUGGCCUUUCUCCAUUCCAUGAAUACGCUGAUGUGGUGUUCACUGCUAAUGAUUCUGGUCACCGCCACUAUACCAUUGCCGCUCUCCUCAGUCCUUUCUCUUAUUCAACCACUGCUGUUGUCAGCGAACCCCAGGAAUAA